Molecule: messenger RNA, 1169 nt
Organism: Amphiprion ocellaris (clown anemonefish)
Lineage: Eukaryota; Metazoa; Chordata; Actinopteri; Pomacentridae
Gene: rilpl2
Product: Rab interacting lysosomal protein-like 2
Exons: 4
Coding region: 143-733 (196 amino acids)
Biological process (GO): cilium assembly
Cellular component (GO): cytoplasm; ciliary basal body
Molecular function (GO): protein dimerization activity
Source: RefSeq, a predicted model, not a curated record
AGUUAGUUACCUUGGUUUACUGAAACUGUUCAGCCGAAGUCCAAAAAUUGAAGGAAGUGUUGUUUUUAGAGCGUUGGAAGUAGUAGGUGGUGAAGAAAAGUUGACUUCUCACUGGUUUUUGAAGGAGUCGCGUCGGUCCGUCAUGGAGUUUGGUGAAGAGUCGUCGCCCGCUCUGGCGUUCGAGAAAGACGCGUUUGAGCUCACGGUCGAAGAUGUGUACGACAUUUCCUAUGUAAUCGGACGAGAUUUGUUGAAAAUAAGCAGCAGCGGGGAAGAAGUGUCGGAUUUACAGUUCAGGAUAGUCCGAGUUCUGGAAAUGUUUGAGACUUUGGUCAACAAGUACAACUUGUCUCUGGAGGAGCUGAAAAUGGAGCGGGACAACUUGAAGAGCGAACUGGACCGGAUCAUUCAGGAGGGCUCCUCCGGGCAGGGCACGCCAACAGCGGGACCGAACCAGCUGGUGGUGGAUCUGACGGACCCCAACAGACCGCGUUUCACCAUGCAGGAGCUGAAGGAGGUUCUGCAGGAGAGGAACCAGCUCAAGGCCCAGCUCAUGGUGGCUCAGGAGGAGCUGCAGCUCUACAAGAGUGGGAUUCUGCCACAAGCUGAACCAGCCAUGGUCGAGGUGGAUCUGGAGACACCAGCAACUACAGAGCACAGUCCAGCCACGAUAAACGACACAAAAGAGGAGAAGACAACCAUAAGCAAACUGUUUUCAUUCAGGCGAAAAUGAGAAAAACCUCUCACAAGAACUGACCAUAUAGAGGACAAACGGGAUUUGUCGGCACAAUUUAACCACUUUUCUACUUCUUUUUUUCUAAUAAUGUUUAUUUUCAAUCUAACAAGCACUAUAUUUUGUACUGCUAAUUUUAACCUGAUAUGGUUUAUAGUAAUGUAGAGUUUCUGAAGCAGGAAUCUAAAUUAUGUGAAAAGAAAAUAUUGCAAGGAAACUGGAAAGUAUUAUCUAACUAGUGUUGAGCUUGUUAAGUGUUUUCACUCAAAAUGGAAUUAUUUAUAGUCUUAAAAAAUAUUUUUAUGAACCAAAAUGAAGUUUCCAUGUGGGUCCAGUCAUGUAAAACACAUUUUCUAUCACUCUAAUUCAUCAAAUACAGAUAAAAGGGCCUCAUGUCCAACAAAAUCUAAGAAUAAAAACGUGAUUACAUUUUGAA